UUAAGAUUUUACUGUCGAACAUUUUUACAGAGCAGUCUCUUGAAUGUUGGUGCAGAAUUAUGUCGAUAAAACGUUGGUAAACCCCCAUUCUGGCAAUCAGAUGUUUUCCUUAGUAGUUUGGUAAAAACCUAUAACCAUCUGAUUCACAGUUUACACCUGAAAACGAAUACCAGAUGGCAUUGGCAUUAAACACUAUAUAUCAUCAAGAGUCAUCAUUUUUUAAAGACUGAAGAAAAUGGUUAUACAGAAAACUGAAGAAUAUUUCUUGUGGGAGUGACAUUUCUUUACUUCAUCGCCAAGAAUAAGUACAGGAUGAUUUUCAUGUUCCCGUUAAAUUUGCAAAACUUACCAAAGAACAUUGCAGUUUUUCUCUGUUGCCAACAGAGAUAAAAAUUGAUGGAAAUAUUGUCCUGAGAACUUAAAAUAUAGGAGAAUGAGUUGCCCUGAAGAAUUGCCGAAAGAGAUAGGGGAACCAUCGUACCACUGUGAUAUCUGUAAAAAGUCAUUCGCUCAGGAAAGUAAACUUGCUACUCAUAAAUGUAUUGACAAAAAAGAGAGAGCAGAGAAACGAUAUCAUUGCGAUAUCUGUGGGAAAUCAUUCACUGUAAAAGUUAACUUAACUGAACAUAGGGGUACGCAUACAGGGGAGAAGCCACACAACUGUGAUAUCUGUGGUAAAUCAUUUGUAGCUAGAAGUAAGCUAACUGAACAUAAAAAUAUUCAUACAGGAGAGAGGCCAUAUAAAUGUGAUAUCUGUGAGAAAUCAUUCUUGCGUAAACAUAACUUAAUUACUCACAAACACCUCCAUACUGGAAAGAAACCAUAUGAAUGUGAUAUCUGUGGUAAAUCAUUCUCUCUAAGAGGUCACCUAACCAGUCACGGCCGUAUCCAUACAGGUGAAAAGCCAUAUCACUGUGAUAUCUGUGGUAAAUCGUUUGCUCACACCGAUGGCCUAACUCGGCACAUACGUGUUCAUACAGGAGAGAAACCUUAUAAAUGUAAAAUUUGUGGGGACUCGUUCUCCGACAGUGGUAAUUUAACUAAACACAAAAAGAUCCAUACAGGUGAGAAGUCAUAUCACUGUGAUAUCUGUGGAAAAUCAUUCUUUCAAAAAGUCCAUUUACUUUCUCACAAACGCAUUCAUACAGGUGAAAAACCAUACCAGUGCGAUAUCUGUGGUAAAUCAUUCAGUAACGGAAGCUCGGUUACGACUCACAAACGUAUUCAUACAGGUGAGAAGCCUUAUCACUGUAAUAUUUGUAAUAAGUCGUUCAGCUUUGGCAGUAAAUUAACUGUUCAUAAACGGAUUCAUACAGGUGAAAAACCAUAUUGCUGUGAUGUCUGUGGUAAGUCAUUCAGUAACAGGAGUGCAGUAACUUCUCAUAAACGUAUUCAUACAGGAGAGAAGCUAUAUGAGUGUGAUGUCUGUGGUAAAUCAUUCCCUGCUGGAAGUAAAUUAACUGUUCACAAACGUAUCCACACAGGGGAAAAACCAUACGAAUGUGAAAUCUGCGGUAGAUCUUUUCCCUACGCAAGUGGAUUAGCUGUUCACAAACGUAUUCAUACAGGGGAAAAGCCAUACGAUUGUGAAACUUGUGGUAAGUCAUUCACACGAAGAAGCCAGUUGAUGAUACACAAGAGACGCAUUCAUACGGGAGAGAAACCGUAUCCGUGUGAUAUCUGCGGUAAAUCUUUCACCGACGGAAGUGGGUUAAACGUUCACAAACGUAUGCAUACAGGGGAAAAACCGUAUCACUGUGAUAUCUGUGGUAAAGCAUUCCGCUAUUCAGGUGCAAUAACUGUUCACAAACGUAUUCAUACAGAAAGCCAACCGUAUGACUGUAAUAUUUGCGGUAAAUCAUUCUCCGGAACAAGUCAGUUGACGAUACACAAAAGACACAUUCAUGCGAAAGAGAAAACAUAUCACUGUAAUAUCUGUGGUAAAUCAUUCUCUGCUCAAAGUCCAUUAAAUUAUCACAAACGCAUUCAUACUGGGGAAAAACCGUACCACUGUGAUAUCUGCGGUAAAUCCUUCGGUUAUUCAAGUGGAUUGACUGUUCACAAACGUUUCCAUACAGGAGAAAAACCAUAUCACUGUGACAUCUGUGGUAAGUCGUUUAGUUACAGAGGUGCGUUGACCGGUCACAAACGUCUCCAUACCGGGGAAAAGCCGUAUCACUGCAAUAUCUGUGGGAAAUCUUUUGCCCAAGCAAGCCCAUUGACAAUUCACAAGCGACGCAUGCAUACAGGUGAGAAACCCUAUCCGUGCGAUAUCUGUGGUAAAUCUUUUGCUGACGGAAGUGGAUUAAAUGUUCAUAAACGUAUUCACACAGGGGAAAAAGUACAUCACUGUGAUAUCUGUGGUAAAUCGUUCAGUUAUCGACACACGUUAACUGUUCACAAACGUAUCCAUUCAGGAAGCAAGCUAUAUUACUGUGCCAUUUGUGGUAAAUCAUUCACGGAAAGAAGUGAAUUGACAGUUCACAAGAAACACAUUCAUACGAAAGAGAAAACCUAUCACUGUGAUAUCUGUGAUAAAUCAUUCACUGAUCAAAGUCCAUUAGCUGUUCACAAACGCAUUCAUACCGGGGAAAAUCUUUUCCACUGUGAUAUCUGUGGUAAGGCGUUCACUUACAGAAGCCCAUUAAACCGUCACAAACUUAUUCAUACAGGGGAAAGACCGUAUCACUGUGAUAUCUGCGGGAAAUCAUUCCGAUACACAAGUGGUUUAACCGUUCACAAACGUAUUCACACGGGGGAAAAACCAUAUCAGUGUAAUAUCUGUGGGAAGUCUUUUGCUUAUGCUAGAACCUUAAGCGUUCACGAUUGUAUUCAUAUCGGAAAGAAACCAUAUCAUUGCGAUACCUGUGGUAAAUCAUUCAUAACUGGAAGUGAACUGACUGCUCACAAAUGUGUACACACUCGAGAGGAGCCAUAUCACUGUGAUAUUUGUGGUAAAUUGUUCUCGGAACGUUCUGGCCUUAUUAGGCACAUACGUACUCAUACAGGUGAGAAACCAUAUGAAUGCAAUAUCUGUGGUAAAACAUUCUCUGAAAAAUAUCAUUUAACUAGUCACAAACGUAUUCAUACAGGAGAGAAGCCAUAUCGGUGUGACAUUUGUGGAAUAUCAUUCUCUGACAGUGGAAAUUUAACUAAACACAAAUACAUUCAUACAGGAGAGAAGUCGUAUCAUUGUGAUAUCUGUGGUAAAUCAGUCAAUGAACAAAGUCCACUAAAUCUUCAUAAAUGUAUUCAUACAGGGGAGAAACCAUACAACUGUGAUAUAUGUAGUAAGUCCUUUAUUUAUAAAAAUGCAUUAAUUGCUCACAAACGUAUUCAUUCAGGAGAUAAACCAUAUUGCUGUGAUAUCUGUGGCAAAUCAUAUUCUGCAACAAUUAAAUUAACAAUGCACAAAAGACGCAUUCAUACAAAAGAGAAACAAUAUCGCUGUUAUAUCUGUGGUAAAUCAUUCACUGACCAAAGCCCAUUAACUGUUCACAAACGUAUUCAUACAGGGUCAAAACCUCAUCACUGCGAUAUCUGUGGUAAAAUGUUUACUUAUGCAAGUGGAUUAACCAUUCAUAAACGUAUCCAUACUGGAGUUAAACCAUAUCGCUGUGAUAUCUGUGGUAAAUCAUUCUCUGAAAAACAUUGUUUAACUAAACACAAAUAUACUCAUACUGGUGAAAAACUGUACCACUGUAAUGUCUGCGGUAAAUCCUUCUCUCAGACAAGCCAUUUAACUGUUCACAGUCGUACUCACACAGGCGAGAAACCAUAUCAUUGUGAGAUGUGUGAUAAAUCAUUCUCUCAAAAAGCUCAUUUGACAAUUCAUAGACGUAUUCAUACAGGAGAUAGACCCUAUAAAUGUGAUAUUUGUGGUAAAUCUUUCUCCCAAAAUAGUGAUGUGACUAAACACUACCGGACUCAUACAGGAGAAAAACCAUAUCGCUGUGAUAUCUGUGGUAAAUCAUUCUCUGUAAGUACUGCAUUAACUAGUCACAAAUACAUUCACACAGGGGAAAAACCAUAUCGCUGUGAUAUCUGUGGUAAAUCAUUUUCUCACACUAAACAUGCAUGUGUUCAUUCUGAAGAAAAACUAUAUCACGAUGAUGACAUCUGUGGAAAAUCAUCCCUUUCUGUAGCAAAUCACUCAUCAAUGUAGAAAUAUACAGUUUGUGAAGUGGGUGAGAAAUGAGCAGAGACAUUAGCACUCUAAUGUUGCCAGGGAUAUGAGAGCCUUUCCACUUCUGGCUUCAUGAUAAUAUAUCCAAUACACUUUGAAAAAGACUUAUAGGUAGGGCAGACAGAUAUGAUAUCCUUGUCCUUGGAAAAUAGAAAUGAAAUGCUUUUCCUGACUCAUCUUAUUUCUUUAUUACCCACAAGGGGCCAAACAUAGAGGGGACAAACAAGGACAGACAAACGGAUUAAGGCAAUUAC
Molecule: messenger RNA, 4440 nt
Organism: Octopus sinensis (East Asian common octopus)
Lineage: Eukaryota; Metazoa; Mollusca; Cephalopoda; Octopoda; Octopodidae
Product: zinc finger protein 721-like
Exons: 5
Coding region: 434-4165 (1243 amino acids)
Biological process (GO): regulation of transcription by RNA polymerase II
Cellular component (GO): nucleus
Molecular function (GO): RNA polymerase II transcription regulatory region sequence-specific DNA binding; DNA-binding transcription factor activity, RNA polymerase II-specific
Source: RefSeq, a predicted model, not a curated record